Molecule: messenger RNA, 3126 nt
Organism: Thalassophryne amazonica
Lineage: Eukaryota; Metazoa; Chordata; Actinopteri; Batrachoidiformes; Batrachoididae
Gene: adam12
Product: ADAM metallopeptidase domain 12
Exons: 23
Coding region: 1-2817 (938 amino acids)
Biological process (GO): proteolysis
Molecular function (GO): metalloendopeptidase activity
Source: RefSeq, a predicted model, not a curated record
AUGGCAAUCCUGCAGUCGGCCGAGGGCAUCGUCAGGCCAGGUGGUAAUGGAAGUAGCCCAGACAAGGCUGGAUGGCAGAAGGAAGCACAAAAACCAGAACGCUAUGGGAUCACUGAACCUCUGCUGGUGAAGGACAAGAAGCAAGCACCUCUCAGCCAGCUCACAGCCAGGAGUUAUCCUGCUUCACUCCAUUUGCUGGUACAUGCAGAAGGUGAACAGCUGCUCCUGUUGCUGGAGAAAAAUGAGGGUCUUUUUGCAGCCCACUACACAGAAACACAUUACCAGGAGGAUGGGAGCGCAGUCACCGGUGCUCACAACGUUACGGAUAACUGCUACUAUCAUGGGGAAGUGCAGGGGCACCAAAACUCUGACGUCACCGUCAGCACCUGUUCAGGACUGCGAGGCUUCAUUGCACUUGAGAACAAGACAUUCAUCAUUGAGCCAGCAUCUGGCUAUGAUUCUGAUACACACUUCAUUUACAGAGUGGAAGAACUCAAACUAACCCCUGGAACCUGUGGCCAUGGCUUCAACAUGUCGUCGGACAUACCUAAGAAGCACGUUAUUAACCCCUUGCAAUAUUUCCACACCAGGCCUAAACGGCACGCACAGAAGACAACAAAAUACGUUGAGCUGAUCAUUGUUGCUGACAAUAGAGAGUUCCAGAAACAGGGAAAGGACGUGGAGAAGGUGAAACAGAGACUGGCGGAGAUAGCCAAUUACGUUGACAAGUUCUACAGGGCUCUGAACAUCCGAGUGGCCCUGGUGGGUCUGGAGGUGUGGAGUGAUGCUGAUAAAUGUCCCAUCACCCAGGAUCCCUUCACCACCCUACACGAGUUCCUAGACUGGAGGAAAGUCAAACUGCUCUCCCAGAAACCUCACGACAAUGCUCAGCUCAUAAGCGGGGUUUACUUCCAGGGUACCACUAUUGGCAUGGCGCCUAUUAUGAGUAUGUGCACGGUUGAGCAGUCUGGAGGCAUUGUUAUGGAUCACUCUGAGAACCCACUGGGUGCAGCAGUGACUUUGGCCCAUGAAUUGGGACACAAUUUCGGCAUGAACCAUGACACCCCAGAGCGUGGUUGUGGCUGCAGGAUGACAGCAGAUCGAGGAGGCUGCAUUAUGACGCCUUCUACAGGGUACCCAUUCCCAACUGUGUUCAGUACCUGCAGUAAGAAGGACCUCGCUGCCAGUUUAGAGAAAGGUGUUGGCAUGUGUCUGUACAACAUGCCAGAGGUCAAGGUGCUCUAUGGUGGUCAGAAGUGCGGUAAUGGCUACGUGGAGGAGGGAGAAGAGUGUGACUGCGGUGAGCUGGAGGAAUGUAUGAACCCAUGCUGCAACGCCACCACGUGCACCCUUAAAGGAGAUGCUGUGUGUGCCCAUGGACAAUGCUGUGAAGAUUGCCAGCUGAAGCCAGCUGGCACCCUGUGUCGAGAGUCCAGUAACUCGUGUGACCUGCCAGAGUUCUGUACUAGUGCCAAUCCUCACUGCCCGGCCAACGUUUAUCUGCAUGACGGCCACGCCUGCCACAAUAUGGACGGCUACUGCUACAACGGCAUCUGUCAGACUCAUGAACAACAGUGCAUCACCCUGUGGGGACCUGGAGCUAAGCCCGCCCCUGGGAUCUGCUUUGAGAGAGUCAACUCUGCGGGAGAUCCUUACGGGAAUUGUGGGAAGGAUUCCAAAGGCUCGUUCGCCAAAUGUGAAGCGAGUGACGCAAAGUGUGGUAAAAUUCAGUGUCAAGGCGGUGCCAACCGGCCGGUGAUCGGUACAAAUGCCGUUUCCAUUGAGACCAAUAUCCCACUGCAAGAAGGAGGCCGCAUCCUGUGUCGAGGAACCCACGUUUACCUCGGCGAUGACAUGCCCGACCCCGGACUGGUUCUGGCUGGUACAAAGUGUGGAAACGGCAUGGUGUGCUUGAAUCGGCAGUGCCAGAAUGUCAGCAUCUUUGGUGUGCACGAGUGCUCUGCAAAGUGCCAUGGACGUGGGGUGUGCAACAACAAAAAGAAUUGCCACUGUGAAGCGCACUGGGCCCCUCCAUUUUGUGAGAAAACAGGCUUUGGAGGAAGUGUUGACAGCGGACCAAUGAGACUGGCAGCCGACAGUGUCAUUACUGUGGUCGUUCUGAUUACCGUGGUCAGCCUCCUGGUCGUCGCCACAGUCGUUGUGCUGAAGAGGAAGACUCUGCUGCGCCAUCUCUUCACAAACAAGAAAAGUGCCUUGGAGAAACUCAGAUCCAUGGAGGCAAACCGGCCCACUACCCCCAGCAUGAUUCAGUCCAUGUUCAGGACCACGCCACAACAAAUGUCUCCACUCAAACCUUCUGGAUCCAGUGUUUUUAAGCCAUCUCUCCUGAAUGCAGAGUCUCAUGUUGCUCCACAUAGUUUUCACUCUCAUAGUCUGCGCAGACUGCCACUCUACCAGCCGCUGCACAUCAGCCAUCCUAUGCCAGUGUCUCUGAGUGUUGGCCAGCCACUCCUGCCCCCUCUUCUUGCUCAACACGGGAUGCCACCUGGCCAUGAUUCUGCCUCGCCACCAAGAAUGCCGCUUUUCCACAGUCUACCCCGCCAGCAGUCAUUAUAUAGAAUGGAACAGGACUUUGAGAAGCCAAGUCCGCCCCAGAAGCCUCUUCCUGCUGACCCAAUAGGGAGAAGCUCUCGACUUGGUCACAGUUCCCCCACAGCCAGAAUCCACAUCCCUGGGACUGGACCCCUCCCAGUACCCAUCCCCAAUGUGCCAAGGCCUCUUCCCACUAUCCCUUUACCAAACAGGCCAGCGCCAGUGUUGCCCUACAGACCACCAAAGACUCAAAAGGAUUGCUGAGCACAUAACAUCAACGAUGAGAGGAUCUCCAAGUGGCAGACAGGGACAUUCUUGAUUUGCACUACUUCCUGAGACUCUGUAUCACCUUUUGGACAGUGUCAGAGUUUUUCUAGAAAGGAGGCGAACGUCACACCUUGGUGCUACGCCUCCAUAAGGUGCUAUGUUGUCUUUGCUCAGGUACCAAUAAGUAUUUAAUUAUUUAACUUCAAGAUUACUACAUUGUUCACAGAAGACUCUGAUGCAAAGUUGUUGUUGUUUUUUGUUUGUUUUGUCAUGUUUCACAAGAAAAGAAAAACAAAACAAACUAAU